Botrytis fragariae is the source of this 984-nucleotide messenger RNA. Its product is annotated as putative thiamine pyrophosphokinase-related protein. The transcript has 2 exons. Gene Ontology annotation, molecular function: 8-oxo-dGDP phosphatase activity. NCBI's taxonomy places the organism in Eukaryota, Fungi, Ascomycota, Leotiomycetes, Helotiales, Sclerotiniaceae. Bases 1 to 984 code for a protein of 327 amino acids. The record is from RefSeq and is a predicted model, not a curated record.
AUGAAGACUUAUUUAGAUCUCGUUGAUGAGUGCGAUACAUUUCCCUACCCAGAGAAAGAUGCUACUGCUCACUCAACUCUAAGCUCCACCUUGUACACCCUCAUCCACGAGGCCACCACAUCCACCACCUACCCUCUAGGCUACAUCACCCUUCCCAUCUACCGUGCUCUCCUCAAAGUCCCCACCAGCAUCAAAGGAGAAAUGAGCAUCAACCAAUCUCAACGUACCAUAUCCCUCUUCACGCAAGCCACCGAGCCCGAACGCAGUGCCGCCGUUGCAGCAACAUGCGAGUAUUGGCGCACUAACAAAACCUUCGAAGUUCUAUCCGGCUGGCGUGAUGAGCUAUAUCCCGUCUAUGGUCCCGGAAAUGAAGUACUCUGGUCCAUUGAACGCAGCGCUUCGGUUUUGUUCGGUAUUCUCGGUUAUGGAAUUCACAUGAUGGCAUAUGUACGCUGUCCCGAAGUGAGAUAUGGCUUGAAAUUGUGGGUCCCGAGACGUUCGGCGACAAAACAGACAUAUCCAUCUAUGUUGGACAACACAGUCGCAGGAGGAAUGUCUACGGGAGAAGAUAAAUUCGAGGCUUUGGUGAGAGAGUGUAUGGAAGAAGCCAGUUUCCCAGAAGAUGUUGUGAGGAAAAAUGCAAAGGCUCAUGGCGCUCUUACGUACUUCCAUGUACGGGGAGCCACUGCUGGAGGAGAAACGGGUUUGAUGCAGCCUGAAUGCGAAUACAUUUACGAUUUGGAGUUGCCUGCUGAUGUCAUUCCUAAGCCAAAUGAUAGCGAGGUAGAACAAUUCUACCUUUGGACAGUAGAGGAAGUUCAGGAGCACAUGAAAAUGGGAGAGUUCAAAUCCAAUUGCGGAAUUGUUCUAUUGGACUUCUUCAUCAGAUACGGCAUAUUGACAAGGGAAAAUGAGAGCGAUUUUGAUGAGAUCAACAGCAGGAUUCAUAGAAAUUUGCCAUUUCUAGGACCACACAAUAUUUGA